UUUUUUAAACAAAUUUCAAAUUGCAACUCAUUAUUCUGAAAUUUACAAGUACAUAUUUGAUUGGUCAAGUUAGUCAAAAACGUAAACAUAGAAGAGCAGAAUAUAUCUCGAAAACAUGACUGCUUUGAGUAACAUCAUUGGUUAAAAUGUAAUGUGUAUGUUUAUAUUGUCUUUAAUAAAUUUGUACAAUAAUAAUGGCGCAGACAGCUUUUCCUGCAUUAAAAAAUGACUUAAUUUUGAAAGCUGCGUAUGGAGAACCAGUAACACGUAUACCAAUUUGGAUAAUGCGCCAAGCUGGCAGAUAUCUACCAGAAUUUCAAGAAGUGAGAUCAAAGCAUGACUUCUUUUCUGUUUGUCAAACACCAGCUUUAGCUUCUGAAGUUACAUUACAACCUUUGAGACGAUUUGACUUGGAUGCCAGUAUUAUCUUUUCUGAUAUUCUAGUAAUUCCUCAAGCAAUGGGUUUAACAGUUGAGAUGAAACCUGGAACGGGACCAGUUUUACCACAGCCAUUGAAUGAUCCAUCAGAUUUAAGCAAAUUAGUACAACCAGAUGUAUGUAAAGAUUUAAAAUAUGUAGGGGAUGCUAUAACAUUGACACGUCAUAAAUUAGAAGGAAAAGUUCCAUUAAUUGGUUUUACUGGUGCACCGUGGACCUUAAUGAGUUACAUGAUACAAGGUGGCGGUAGUUCAACAAUGACUAAAGCAAGAUCUUGGUUGUAUAAACAUCCGAAAGAUUCUCAUAAACUUUUGCAAAUGAUCACAAAUGUAAUUGUGGACUAUCUUGUAAUGCAAGUAAAAGCUGGAGCACAAUUACUACAAGUGUUUGAAAGUCAUGCUGACUUUUUUAAUGACGAAUUAUUUGCUAGUUAUUCAUUUAAAUAUUUGAAAGAGAUUAGUGAAAAGGUCAGAAAGCAACUCAAGGAGGGAGGUAUUCCUGAAGUACCAAUGAUAGCCUUUCCUAAAGGAGCAACAAUGAAUUCUUUGGAAAUGCUGGCAAAAUCAAAAACAUAUGAAGUAUUGGGUUUAGAUUGGACUAUUGAUCCAAUAGAAGCAAGAAAGAGAUUGGGUCCUGAUGUUACUUUGCAAGGAAAUUUGGAUCCAUGUGCAUUAUAUGCUUCUGAGGAGGAAAUAACAAGUCGUGGACGAGAUAUGGCAAUAAAAUUUGGCAAAAAUCGUUAUAUUGCAAAUUUAGGACAUGGGAUUUUACCAGAUAUACCAAUUAAAUCUGUUGAAGCUUUAAUAAAAGGGAUUCACUCUGUUUAAUUUGUCAUUCCAACUACUCUCCCUACAUAUUUG
This is a messenger RNA of Nomia melanderi (Alkali bee), 1298 nucleotides long. RefSeq names its product uroporphyrinogen decarboxylase (gene Urod). Gene Ontology annotation, cellular component: cytosol. The record is from RefSeq and is a predicted model, not a curated record. NCBI's taxonomy places the organism in Eukaryota, Metazoa, Arthropoda, Insecta, Hymenoptera, Halictidae. Gene Ontology annotation, molecular function: uroporphyrinogen decarboxylase activity. Gene Ontology annotation, biological process: heme biosynthetic process.